GUGAAUGCCUCAAAGGGCAGCUCCCAUGCAGCCUCCUCCCACUGAAAGCUGUUUACGAAGAAAGCUGAGUCCUGCCUGUGACAAUAACAAGUGAGAAAAGCAGUGUGGCUAAUGGCUUCAGCACAGGCUCUCAGUCGUUUUUCCAUCUUAUUUGGAGGGUUUUAAGUUUGUUUUUCUAAUCUAUGCACUGAGCCUUCAAAAUGCUCUCCUCUCUGCACCUUGUUUGCAUGACCAUCUUUUUUGUGGACAGUGUGUUCAGCCAGGAGACAAAAGACUGUGUGACUGCAAAAGGACUGGGAUACAGGGGGAAUCAACAGAGCACCUCCUCGGAUCUGACUUGUAUAAACUGGAUCAACACCACCAGGGACUAUAAUGUGAAAGACCACCCUGAUUCACAAACUGGUGUUGGAGAUCACAAUUACUGUCGAAAUCCAGACUUGGCUGAGGGGCCUUGGUGCUACAUUGCAGGACCAGAUGGAACAACUCAGAGAGGGUUCUGCAAAAUUGAGACAUGCCAAGACCUAGGUACAGCUGUAGCAGUGGAGGCUGGGUCACCUCGCUCCACAGAAACCACUCCAUCCACCAACAGGACGGGCUCCUCUGCCAGAGAGGGGGCUGAGGGGCCGUCUGUUCUGGGAGUCAGCCAAAGAGUGCGGAAAGGCCCCCAAAAGAAGAAAGAUCUGGGCACUACUGGCUAUGUGCUCGGUAUCCUCAUGAUGACUAUCAUAAUUAUCCUUGGUGCAGGCAUCACUGUGGGCUACUUCUACAAAAGGGGUCGAGACCUGAAGAAGCAGCAUGAACAGCGAGCAUAUGAGCGCGAGAUGCAGAGGAUCAGUCUGCCCCUUUCUGCCUUCUCUAACCCCACAUGUGAGCUUGUGGAUGAAAACACUAUAGUUAUUACUGCAGAGCAAGAGGCCACCCCAGUCCAGGAUGCUGUGGAGGGUGGGGAUCCUCUCAUGGGUCCAGCUGGGACCCCAGGAGCGUGAA
Molecule: messenger RNA, 987 nt
Organism: Periophthalmus magnuspinnatus
Lineage: Eukaryota; Metazoa; Chordata; Actinopteri; Gobiiformes; Gobiidae
Gene: pik3ip1
Product: phosphoinositide-3-kinase interacting protein 1
Exons: 6
Coding region: 201-986 (261 amino acids)
Molecular function (GO): endopeptidase activity; signaling receptor binding
Source: RefSeq, a predicted model, not a curated record